GUUUUCACAUAAAGCGACUGCUUUCAUCUGGCCCAAUAUCUUCCCUCAUCCGGCUACACUGUGACCAAAGCCUUCUCAUCAAACUUUUUGGAUAGGAUACCUCGUUCUUUCAGACGUGUUAUAAGAUUACCCAACACUUUGCAACCACUCGUUGACCAUCAAACCAUGUUAUCCAACUCGAUCGUCAGAAAGCUUGGAGGUCUCAUGGCCAUCGCGCUCCUUCUGAUUGCCUUCGUUCCCUGUGAAGGUUUGUUUAUACGUCGAACACAGAGUGGAGCUAUUCCAGAAAGUGGCACCGAACCCGCCGCCACAACUAGCACUACAACUGUCACGACAACUGGCACAACACCUGGCAUGACACCUGGCACCGAAAGUAGCUCACCGACAGGCGCGGAUAAGGCAGUUUGUCAUGGUAAAGACCUCGUCGGACACCUCAACUCGGAUGGCGCGUUUUAUCUCCCAACAGAAAACUCGACAGAUGGCAAAGGCAGCUGCUCCUGUGGCCCACUCACUUCUGAAGGCGGUGCGCAACUUUUACGCUGUGCAGACAAUCCUACCAACUUCCCACCCGCGACGGGGACUACAAGUUACGAAUGCUCCACGACUUCCGAUUGUCCUGCGUAGACGUGAAUACCAAGCACAUCAGUCAUCCAACAUACUUACGAGUUCGACUAGCUUUAAUGUUCCUUCUUCGGCCGCUUGUUUGAAUCUUCGCCCAGCCCACUUUACAGCGCCAUACCUGGUGAAAAUGUCAUAGGCCUCUUACUCGCUGAAGAUGAUGAUAAAGAUUCUGGAGAGUCAUUGUAAGAUCUAUAUCAAUGUAUAAUAGUUAUGAGCUGCUUGAGAUCCUACUCAAAGCCAAUUGUCUCAAGUGAUGGAUGAACCGCUAUACUUCAAGUCCGAUAUUCGUUUGCGGAUGAGAUCGAAGAUGAGGGAAAGGUGUGAGCUAUGUAGUAAACUUGAUGGGUUGCAUUGAAUUU
This is a messenger RNA of Melampsora larici-populina 98AG31, 980 nucleotides long. RefSeq lists its product as uncharacterized. The transcript is spliced from 4 exons. The record is from RefSeq and is a predicted model, not a curated record. The coding region runs from base 166 to 624 and encodes 152 amino acids. Lineage: Eukaryota; Fungi; Basidiomycota; Pucciniomycetes; Pucciniales; Melampsoraceae.